Molecule: messenger RNA, 1633 nt
Organism: Dimorphilus gyrociliatus
Lineage: Eukaryota; Metazoa; Annelida; Polychaeta; Dinophilidae
Source: the annotation of a GenBank genome assembly
ACUUAUUGGUCUAAUUAUUAUCGUAAUAUCAACUGAAGAGGAUUUUUAUAAUAGAUCGUAGUAAUUGUGUAAUUGUUUUAUGAAACAUGAGAGGUAAAUAAAUACACUCAUGACACAACAUUGAUGGCUUCAAAGAAGGCUACAAAAAUUAGUAAAAGAAAAAAACCUUCUUCGGUAUUCGCCAACGCUAAUCUACCCUGUCAAGUUUGUGGAAUUAGUUCUAGCGGAUAUCACUACGGAGUUUUUACUUGCGAAGCUUGCAAAGUGUUCUAUAGAAGAAGCUCAUAUAAGUUCGAAACUUAUAAAUGUAGUAAUGGAAGAAAGAGUUGUAUACCGGGUACCGAUUUUUCUUUUUCAUGUAAAUAUUGUCGAUAUAAAAAGUGUUUAGAUGUUGGAAUGUCUCGGCAAAAGAUUAAAAUAGGUAGAUACUCUAAAGAAAGACUAGAUCAAAAAGAGCAACAACUCGCUGUAUUUCAUAUGAAUAAAAUUUGUGUACCUUUACAAAUUGACACAACUGAAUUUGAUGAUGUAUUUAUUCAAUGUUUAAACUUAUUGGGUUCAUUGAGAGAAAUUGAUUAUCAAAGGGAAAUAAAAAAUUUCCAUGAAUUAUUCACAUCGGCUGCUCAAGCUAUAGUAAACGGAAUUUUUACCCGGGAUGACUAUAUACUUUAUUUAGACAUAAUUGGUAUUGAAGUAGAUGAGAGGAAAAAUUUUUUAACGUGUUUUGGAAAAAUUUGGGAAUUACUUGUAAAAAAUACCAUGAUUAACAUGUUGGAACUACCUGGAUUGAAGGAUCUCAAUAGAGUUGAAUUGAUGGAUGCAAUGUAUGUAGGGGAUGAAUUUUUCCAUCUUAUUAUGUUAAUUGCUAUUAUGAGGAGUUUUGAAAGAGGAACUGUAGACGUAAGUAUAAGUGGUUACGAAAUGAGAGUCGAUAGAAAUUUUCUUAGAAAUUUAACUGAUGAUGAGUUUGCUGGCUAUACAGAAAAAUUACAUGUUGCACUUGAUGAACUAAAACCAACAUAUGAAGAGCUGAUAUUCUUAUACACUGCUAAUUUAUAUCGUCCAAGAAACAAGUUAUCAUUAUUAACUCCAUACUAUCAGCAGAUUAUUGUAGGCUUUACCAGAUAUCUUGAAAAAACAUAUGGUAACGAAUAUCCUCACCGGUUAUUGAAACUAGUAAACUUGAAGGCGUUGCUUAAAGAAAGGAAGCAUUUUAUGAGAAGCUGGAGGAGGGCUCAUAAGGAUUACAUGCGGCACGUUUACGAGAGUGAAUUUCUUCAGAUAUGGUGGUCAAGAGAUUCGGCAAGAAAGUGGAAUUAUUUGGAAAAAACAUUUUUGACACAAUGCUCAGCUUGACACACGUUUUUUAAAUGCAAUUAAAAUGAGAAACACUCUUGAAUUGACAAAUAACUUGAAUAUUUCUGGAUUAACAUAACUUGUCCCAACACAAAAUAAUACUGCAAAUUCUGCCAUACUUUUUAUUCUAAUAAAACUUUUUCUUUGCUACCGCUGAGCAAUAAUACAAUAUCAUGUAAAAUCUCUUAAUCAUUUUUAGUAGAGUAUGACAAGGCGUUGUUUGAAAUUCCCGCCUAUCACAAUUCAAAAAAUAUUUUCGUAAAAACAAAAGAGCGUG